AUACGCGUAGUACACUGAGCGGACGAAACGAAUACACUAAUGCUUGAGUGGUCACCGCGCGGUCACCAAUUAUUAUAUUAAUAAGCGUAAACUGAGAUUUGAUCUAAGCAUGAGCGUGGGCAGGCUAAACACGUGCAUGUACUCUGAGCGUUCGAUCAAGAAGGACACGAUCGAUGAUGACGUCGAUCGUGCCGGCAAGCGCGUGGACAAAGCGGGCCCGAGAGGUGCUGCCGCUAUCGGUAACGACGCACCGACGAAAUACUUUCGUUGCCAACUUCGUGGGCUGAGAUAAUUUGGGGAAUUUCGCCAACACUUAUGAUUCCGUCCAGAGCACUACUUUCUAACAUGUUAGGUUCUUCUUCGGAUGCGAAUGUGCAUCCGUCAAAUAAUUAUAGUCUAGGCUCAUUGCAACCUCUUUCUAACAACGCAAUUAAGGACAUGGUCACAACACCGCUUGAGUUUCCAAAAACCGUCGAAGAAUUAAUAUUUCUAAUCAAAUCCACAUUUGCUCAAAGUUUUACUUUAAACUAUACCCAAAAUGAAUUAAAGGCUGUAUAUCGUCGUGAAAGCGAAACAAUAGAAGAGUACGGAUUUCGAGUAAAUGAUAUUCUAGAUCGCGGGGUACAGGCAACAAAAGAAGAUUUAGAUUCGAAGGAAUUUGGGGGAAUUACAAAAUUGUUUAUGACGAGCGCGGUGACCGGAUUUUUAAGGGGAUUACAGAACGAUGCUAUCGCGAGUAUCCUUUCUAAGGGUGAUAUUAAAGAAUUAAGGGAAGUUAUAAAAUUAGCGUCUAGAAUUGAAAAAUAUGUAAACUCUCCACGGAUAUCUAGGAAUGCGAAUACUUCUGAUAUUAAUCCUAGGGUAUUGACAGCAGAAGUACGUAAGAAAACGUGUUUUAGUUGUGGGAAAACAGGUCAUUUUUCUCAGGAAUGCCCUGCGCGACCGGAUCGUCAACACGGGAGGCCAAUUCGCAACGCGCUUAGGUGUCGGAAAUGUGGGAAAUUAGGCCAAACCAAUUUAUCAUGUAGGAGGAGAGAUGUUAACCGUAUUUGGAGAAAAUCGCGAUCACCAGUUUCCUUCAAUUUCUAA
Messenger RNA from Osmia lignaria (orchard mason bee), 1089 nucleotides. The record is from RefSeq and is a predicted model, not a curated record. NCBI's taxonomy places the organism in Eukaryota, Metazoa, Arthropoda, Insecta, Hymenoptera, Megachilidae.